This is a messenger RNA of Fusarium venenatum, 1377 nucleotides long. RefSeq lists its product as uncharacterized. Lineage: Eukaryota; Fungi; Ascomycota; Sordariomycetes; Hypocreales; Nectriaceae. The record is from RefSeq and is a predicted model, not a curated record. Gene Ontology annotation, molecular function: acyltransferase activity, transferring groups other than amino-acyl groups.
AUGUCAAACUCGCAGGCUCAAAGCUCACUGGCUACGUUGUUAUGGGACCAUCAGAACCUUAUCCCCCUACAAAAGAAUCUUGGGGAUGAAGAUUUAGUUUUGCUUUUAACUCCAGCUGUUGUUCCCCUAGAUCCAAGUCUCGCCCGUGCAACUGAUCCCUUUCAACCUCUUGGCCAAGCACUUUCACAGACACAUCCCUGGAUCCGGCACGUUCCUUAUAUCAAAAAGUAUGGUAUUACUGGUACACAUGUGGCAUUCAUCAAGAGAGCACGAACCAUUGUCUUCGUGCUGAGCGGAUUCUCAUCCGAUGAGGGUGCUCUUCAACUAGAACUCGCCGACACAGUUCGAGAGGUUUGCGAGGAGCGCCAUUUCGUUUUGGUGGCAUGUUGCGAAGUCCUCAAAAGCAGAGCCGAGGAAUACGAGUUCCAAACUGUAGUGCAGUGUUCAGGAUAUCUGGUAUCCGACUUGCAAGCCGUUGCCGCUCUUUUAACAACUGAACGAUCGAAGAAUUCCGAUAAACCAAUUAUCGACGACCCUCCUCCACCACAAACUUGGCCAAUUGUCAAAUGGGAUUAUAAUAACGAUCUCUCAGAAACACACGCCUUAUGGAAAAUAUCUUUUCCUGCUAAGUUUCAUCUCAAUCGAUCAACUCUUGGUUCCCUCUUGAAACGCGAUGGCUAUGCGAUGCACUAUAUCAUUCGUGAACCUCGGAACGGAAGGGUUGUUGCGUUCUGCGCUACUUUUACGACAUUUACAGAUAGCAGUGGUGAUCGUUUGAUUGGAUCCAUAGCAGCCAUCAUUGUCCAUAAAGAUUACCAAGGCCGGGGAAUCGGUCGCAGGCUUCACAAUGAGGUUGUGGGCAAGCUUAACGGGAUUCGAGGAGUGGGCGUCAUUCAACUUGGCAGCACAUUUCCCAGACUACUUUACGGCUUGCCAGCUUCCAUGGCUAGCACAGAAUGGUUCGAGAAAUUGGGAUGGAAGUUGCAGGAGUCUAUACCUGGUCAUGGCCGGCUUGUUAUAGAUUGGCUCUUGAGAUUUUCCAAUUCUCCUGUUCCCGAUUUGGCUUCAGCUGGUCUAACCUUUAGGCCCUGCCAACUCUCUGAUUACCAGCAGGUUAUAGAGAUUGCGACCAAAGAGUCACAGAAAAGACAUGGGUUCGGAUGGUACGACCAAUACGCCAAAACUAUGGACAGCUCUUAUAUGAAUGACAUGGUUGUUGGCCUUGAGGGAGACAACCUGGUUGCAGCGGCAAUAACAUACUUUCCCAACGACGGAAGCCCCUGUGGUACAGACAUCCCCUGGCCAGCUGCGAUAGAACAAAAUAUUGGAGGCGUUUCGUGUGUCUGCAUUAAAGGCAAGUCACUAGAUAAUCGUUGA